ACAACCGCCGUUUUGAUUUCAAACAAAGUUAUCUGCAAUUCUGAGAAAUUCCAUCUACUAAUUAGGCUACAUUUCUUCAAUGGAAUGGUACUCAGCAUUUUUUCGGACUUUCAAGAUAAUGGGACUCUACUCUUUUGGCCUCUGCUUCCUUCUUCUCUUCAAUGUUUUCUUAUCCAAUGUGUUGAUGGUGCAUGGUUUUACGGGUACGUAUGGAGUAAAUUACGGUAGGAUAGCUGACAACCUUCCACCACCAGCAACUGUUGCAAUACUUCUCAGGGCAGCAAAGAUAAAGAAUAUCAGAAUCUACGACGCUGAUCAUGAAGUUUUGAAGGCCUUUUCAGGAUCUGGAAUUGAGAUAAUUGUUGGAGUGGGGAACGAGAAUUUGAAAGACAUGAGUGUGUAUCCUGAUAAUGCUGUAUCUUGGGUGAAGGAAAAUGUCGAGCCAUUCCUUCCAGGUACUAGUAUAACAGGAAUUGCAGUUGGGAACGAGAUCCUUGGAGCUACUGAUGUAGAACUCUGGGAAGUUCUAGUGCCUGCAGUAAAAAAUGUAUACCAUGCCCUCGAGCAGCUUCACCUGAGUGACAAAAUUGAGGUCUCAAGCCCGCAUUCAGAGGCUGUUUUCGCCACAACAUUUCCCCCAUCCGCAGGCGCAUUUAAGGAAAGUAUUCUGCCGUACAUGAGACCACUUUUGCAGUUCUUUUCUCAAAUUGGUUCUCCGUUCUAUAUAAAUGCCUAUCCAUUUCUGGCCUACAUCAACGACCCUUCACAUAUUAAUAUCAACUACGCACUCGCUCAACGAAAUCCUGGUAUUUAUGAUGCCAAAACCAAUUUGCACUACGAUAACAUGUUUGAGGCUCAGAUUGAUGCAGCUUAUGCUGCUUUGGAAAAGGUUGGGCACAGUAAGAUGCCGGUUAUAGUUUCCGAAACCGGUUGGGCUUCACGGGGAGAUGCAAACGAGCCAGGAGCAACGAUUAAAAAUGCUCAGACUUACAACAAAAACUUGCGUAAGAGGCUUCUAAAGAAGAAGGGGACGCCUUACAGACCCAAGAUACCUGUGAGGGCUUACAUUUUUGCCCUGUUCAAUGAGGACUCGAAGCCUGGUCCAACUUCUGAGAGAAACUUUGGAUUGUUCAAACCUGAUGGCAGCAUUUCUUACAACAUUGGAUUCAAAGGGCUUGCACCUUCAUCAGCACACUCUUUAAAGGAUCAUCGAUUAGGUGGAUUCUCACUGAUUCACUUGAUUUAUGCAACAAUACUGGUGUUUCACUUUAUCUGAGGACUUGGACAAAUUUCAGGGACAUUCAGAUUAAUAAAGAGAAGGCAUCCAGAGUCCUUUUUCAUACGUGUUUGAUGCAGAAUCAGUUUACAAUUAGCAAGUUUUAGCUUCCUCUUCGUACACAUAGUUGAAAUCCAUAUUUGAUUGAUUAUUUGAUUC
Messenger RNA from Coffea eugenioides, 1435 nucleotides. RefSeq names its product glucan endo-1,3-beta-glucosidase 14. Gene Ontology annotation, molecular function: hydrolase activity, hydrolyzing O-glycosyl compounds. The transcript has 3 exons. The record is from RefSeq and is a predicted model, not a curated record. The coding region runs from base 80 to 1276 and encodes 398 amino acids. NCBI's taxonomy places the organism in Eukaryota, Viridiplantae, Streptophyta, Magnoliopsida, Gentianales, Rubiaceae. Gene Ontology annotation, cellular component: plasma membrane. Gene Ontology annotation, biological process: carbohydrate metabolic process.